Messenger RNA from Lycium ferocissimum, 1386 nucleotides. RefSeq names its product probable 2-carboxy-D-arabinitol-1-phosphatase. NCBI's taxonomy places the organism in Eukaryota, Viridiplantae, Streptophyta, Magnoliopsida, Solanales, Solanaceae. The record is from RefSeq and is a predicted model, not a curated record. The coding region runs from base 266 to 1138 and encodes 290 amino acids. The transcript has 7 exons. Gene Ontology annotation, molecular function: phosphatase activity.
CAUUUACCUAAGUUGCCCAAAAAAGGAGGAACAAAUAGUCUUUUGGGCUGGACCAUACAAGAAGGAAGAAUCUUCAAUUCACUCUAUGUGGUAUAUCCUCAAUUCCAUAUAUUGUAGCAAAAGCCAAAUGCCCAAAUCCAAUUGAAUUCCCACCACAAGUUACAACUGUCAUUUUCCUCUUAUUUAGCUCAUUCUCCUUUUGUACAAGGCCCUUGAAAUUCAUGCCAAAAAAAGCAGAAGUGGAAACAAUCUUGAAAUUACGAAAAUGAGUUCUGGAGCUAUUCUUACCACCCCUUAUUUAUCUUUCACUUCAAUUUCCUAUUCCAAGAAAUUCACAUAUCCUAAACUUGGCACUAGCUCUGGCAUUAACUAUGCUAUUCGUUGCUCAACUUCAAGUCCUGGUUUGCCAGUUACAACAGAAAGACUUAGGAAUGAUACUCAUUUGACUGGUGGAGCAUUUGAUUUUGAAAGAGCCACAACCUCUCUAACUAAAAAAGUGUUAGCUACACCGAAGAAAGUUACUCUUGUACGACAUGGUCUCAGCUCUUGGAAUGAAGAAGGUAGAAUUCAGGGAAGCUCAAACUUAUCUAUACUUUCUGAAAAAGGAGCAAUGCAAGCAGAAAGGUGUAAGAUGGCCUUGGCUGAUAUGCACUUUGACCAAUGUUUCGCUAGUCCAAUAUCACGCGCCAAGACGACCGCUGAAAUCAUAUGGCAAGGAAAGGAAGAGCCUCUGGUUUUUCUUGAUUCCUUGAAGGAGGCCCAUCUAUAUUUUCUUGAAGGCAUGAAAAAUGAGGAUGCCAAGCGCAUAUAUCCAAAGGAGUAUACAACUUGGAGAGAAGAUCCAUCUAAUUUUUGUGUAGAUGGUGUAUACCCUCUUGAGGAAAUAUGGGGAACAGCACAUGAAGCAUGGAAAGAAAUUUUACUGACACCAGGAGAGCACUUUUUGGUUGUGACACACAAAUCUAUUUUACGAGCAUUGAUCUGCACAGCUCUUGGACUAGGACCGGAACGGUUUCGUUCAGUGGAUAUAAAUAAUGGAGGAUUAUGUGUGUUCAAAUUCAACAAAGAAGGAGAAGCCAUGCUUCAUUCCCUGAACAUGACAGCACAUAUGUACACUGACCACAUCUACCACUAUUAAGAUCAACUGGUACAAGGACUGGACGGACAAUGAAGAUUACAUUUGCUAUUGAAACAAUAGAGAACCGCAUCAGACCUGAAUAGUUGUCUGUGUAGCAUGUGAGUUACGAAUCAUUGAACUUUUGAAUAUUAGUUUAGUUAGAACUUCAUUAAUUCAAGAACAGCUGAAAAAGUUGUGGCAUGUUCUUGUGAUAUAACCGUUACGAAGUUGAUUGAAAUGCAGAGUUCAUCAUUUCUUCCAGAAUGAAA